This is a messenger RNA of Fusarium redolens, 426 nucleotides long. RefSeq lists its product as uncharacterized. The record is from RefSeq and is a predicted model, not a curated record. The coding region runs from base 1 to 426 and encodes 141 amino acids. The transcript is spliced from 2 exons. NCBI's taxonomy places the organism in Eukaryota, Fungi, Ascomycota, Sordariomycetes, Hypocreales, Nectriaceae.
AUGAAUACUCCAAACAGAGCUGCCGUUGUACAUCCCCAAUGCGACGACGCACAGUCUACUCAGCAAUUACUCGCGCUUGUUCAACAUCUUCAAGUUACAUCGAGGACUAUGGCCAAGCAAACACCCGCGUCCGACCAGAAAAAUAGUACCAUCGUCACCGAUAUUGGCGAUUAUCUCAUCCAAGCUGCUCAGGCAUGGGCGCAGAUGACAGAUGCUCUGGUGGAAAGUCGACAGGUUCAGCAAGCAGUAGUUAAUGCGCAUGAACAAGCCAUGGUCAACAAUCAUCUUUCCGAUUUAUCUACUGUCGUCUCUAUGGAUGUAGAUCUUACAAAGCUCUCCAAAAUCCGCGAUUUGACGGCACAGUUUUCACGAGAUGUGCAUCAAGUUUGGAAGAAUGACGCGCCGUGUCCGGGGAAAUCACCAUGA